Molecule: messenger RNA, 1434 nt
Organism: Symsagittifera roscoffensis
Lineage: Eukaryota; Metazoa; Xenacoelomorpha; Acoela; Convolutidae
Product: cellular tumor antigen p53-like
Exons: 3
Coding region: 130-1218 (362 amino acids)
Biological process (GO): regulation of transcription by RNA polymerase II; apoptotic process
Cellular component (GO): nucleus
Molecular function (GO): RNA polymerase II cis-regulatory region sequence-specific DNA binding; DNA-binding transcription factor activity, RNA polymerase II-specific
Source: RefSeq, a predicted model, not a curated record
UUAUCUCAAAAUCAUGUCUUUAGUGUUGCUCAAGGUCAAACUUCCAAAUAUGACCGACUGGCACAACUAUUUACUAUUAUAGUAAUCAACAGUAUAAGAUCAACAGCCACACAAUGUUUUUAUUUUCAGAUGUCGGAAGAAAAGCCGGUAUUACUUAGAGCUAUAUCAACAAAUAGCAAUGGCUCUUCAGCCUUCUCUCAGGAAUAUAACGAAUUCCUUAAGUCUGAAGGUGCAGCGUGUAUGUUUGAUAUGAAUUGUUUUUCAUCAGAUGACGGAGCAGUAUCGACUGAUAUUAGUGCCACAGGAAAGACUCCCUGUUUGGAUGAUUAUCCUGGUAAACUUGACUUUCGGAUCGAACUGUCUGACGAUAUCAGAGGCGAGGCCGAAACGGUGACGUCAAAAGUUAACUGCACCUAUUCCGAUGCUCUGGACAAAAUUUUCAUCAAGAAGAACGUUCUAUGUCUCCUCACUUUUAAAGUGAAUCGGUUAAGUUCAGGGUUGCAAGUCCGACUUUUGCCAGUGUUUGAGUCUUCUGAGCACCUGGAAUGUUCAGUUGUCCGUUGUCCGUUUCAUCAAUCACAAGACGUGAUAGCCCACAGGAGGCAUAUCAUUAGGUGCAAUAGCGUUGGCGUAGCCUAUGACGACGACGAGUCCUCUUCACGCUUGUCAACUGUCAUCCCACUUCAGGACAAUGUCACAGAAUCAUCUCAUUUUGUCAGUUUCGCCUGUCUGAGUACAUGUACUGGAGGCAUCAACCGUCGGGCAUUGAAGCUGUGCUGCACUUUGGAAAGAAAACAAAAUGUGAUUGGCAGACGAAGCAUUGGACUCAAAAUAUCCACGUGCCCAGGGCGCGAAAGGAAAAAUGAAGAGCGCAAAAUGGCAUGCGAAAAUCGAGGAGAUUCGGCGCAGAGUCUAAAACGAAGACCUCCGAACGUUUCAAAUCAUCAGAUGUCAGUACGAGCAAAGAUUCCAAAGCAGUUUGAAGACAACAAUAACGAAGAUCUGCAACCGGAUUCUGAUGGAGUUUAUCGGAUAAAAAUUGAAGUGACCGACGAGUUACUAGCAAGACACGCCUACUUGCAGAAAGCUUUGAUCGAAAACGCCGACAACUAUCAUUCUACAGGGGGAUAUUUUUUUGCCAAUCGACCGCCAAGAACAGUGUCAACCUCAACUGUCAGAGAUGAAAGUAGGACACCAACUAGCGUCAUGGAUUUCUGAACGGAAACUUAUAAGUGUUCUCUUAAUGAUGAACAACAGCGUUUUUUGAAAACUAGACGCAUAACAAGCAAGUUAUUGUAGUACAAUUUGUUGUAAAGCAUUCAAUAUCAGUUAAAUGGCAUGCGCUGAAUUUAUCCUCCCAGAUUUGAUGUGCAAUUUAUGUUAUUAAGUGUCAAUGAACGUAGUGAAUAUAGUUAUAUAAAUCUGGUUGAUUUG